AUGGCAGAAACACUCGCGUUCUCUCCACUAUCGCUUAACCUUCCUAAUUCUCGUAUGAGCGUGGAUUUCUCGUCGUUCGCUACCACUCAACUGAACUCUUACAAUGGCGCCGCUCAGACGAACAGAGUACAGCCACAACCACCUGUUUACGGUACGGUGGCACGUCGACCCGUGGCUAAACCACUGCCACUACCGAAGCUUGAAGAAGAGGUCUCACCGCUCACUUCGGGGCCUUCCCGUCAAUCGUCAAGGAAAUGGCUCUGGACUAGAGCCAGCACGACCCGCGGAGAACGAUCUGAGUCACCGGUUACUACACUCUCAAGGACGAACUCUAGCGCUUCCACAGGUUCAUCCGCGUCGAAUUCGUCGACGGUCGUAUCUUCGGUUUUCUCAAAUGCACCCUCUAUCUCCACCGCACGCACAUCACACUCUUCAAUGCGUUACGCCAAUUCUCUCGAAUCCUGUCCGGAAGAAGCCGCGGGCCUCUCAUCUCUGCCGCUAUCGUUGCUCGAGCAUAUUUUGGAGUACGUUCUCUGCGUGCCAUUAACAGUGUCCAUUGGGCCGCAAAACACGGAUAACCGGCACAUGCAAUAUCGCUACCACCGUGCCGGCUUGGACUACAUGGACAUCCAGCUCAUCCUUAAGCAUCCCGUCUUCAUGGUCUCCCACCGCUUUCGCGAAGUUGCGCUAGACGUAUUCUAUCGGAAGUGCGACUUCGUCAUCGACCUUCAGAGGAUCUAUCACACCAGAGUCGCCUCCACCAUGAAUGACAAUCUGAAGAGGCACCAGAAGUUUUGGAUCAACGACCCGCCAAAGAUGGUGAGGGAAACCCUUCGGAAUGUUUCAAAAUUGCAUCUUCGCCUGCCGGUUCCAUGCAGCGAGGCCAACGCUCAUCGCGGCCGGGAGGAGGACAGUUGGAUGGACGGCAGUGAUGGCCAAGGUGGUGGGGGCUGGAGGAUCAAGAGCCUGAAGAGGGAGCAGGAAGACGCGGUGGAGAUUCAGAAAUGUCUAGAGGCCAUCAUGAAGCUCGUCAUGACCGACCUAGAGACAGACCAAAGUGCACGGGGUCGGCCCGGCACACUCAGCAGAACCGGUUCGUUCCGCCGGAUGGGGAGCUUGCAAAGGUCGAGAAGCAAGAGCCGGGAGCGUCAAUCGCAAGGUCACGGAGCAAGCACACCGGAUUCCGACGACAACGACGGAAAGCGGAAACCGCUGAAGCGAUUGGAGGUCGAUCUCGUGAAGCGAAACUCCUACGUCAUGGUUCUGCCAGCAGAGACGCUGGGAUUGAUCAAGAUCUUGCGCUCAGUCCCAGUGACAGGCUUCACGAAGUACUUCUUCGAGCUUGAAGAACAGAAGAUGCUUUGGGCAACGAAAUACAGGAAGAGGUGGCAAGGCUUCGAGCCAGAUGGGACGAGGCUCCUCGCCGACUUGCAAGGCCUCGCCGUCGCCGCGCGUCCUAUCGAACCAAUUCGCACUCCGACCGAGUUCAAGUUCGUCAAUGUGGGUAAAGGCGGAAAGCUGCAGCUCGCAGAAUACGCCAUCCCUAGGACGCCCAUCGCCCUCGACAGACCCAACACCGCGGAGAAGAACUUGCCCAACGCACCGCCUCUGCCCGCGAAUGCCACCGUACGCCGUAAGCCUGGGACUUGGCCUUGGAAGAAGUCUCAUAAGCGCAACGACAGCUUCGCGCAUGUAAUAGAAGAAGGUAUGGAUGUGCUGGGUUCAAGUGGGACGUCAACAUCAGGGCGCAAUCAGCCACCCACCGUUGAUGAACUCAGAAAGAUUGCAGAGGAUAUCAGGAAUGGGCUGUAUUAA
Molecule: messenger RNA, 1815 nt
Organism: Trematosphaeria pertusa
Lineage: Eukaryota; Fungi; Ascomycota; Dothideomycetes; Pleosporales; Trematosphaeriaceae
Exons: 2
Coding region: 1-1815 (604 amino acids)
Source: RefSeq, a predicted model, not a curated record